Rosa rugosa (rugosa rose) is the source of this 981-nucleotide messenger RNA. RefSeq lists its product as uncharacterized. The transcript has a single exon. The coding region runs from base 1 to 981 and encodes 326 amino acids. Gene Ontology annotation, molecular function: RNA-DNA hybrid ribonuclease activity; nucleic acid binding. NCBI's taxonomy places the organism in Eukaryota, Viridiplantae, Streptophyta, Magnoliopsida, Rosales, Rosaceae. The record is from RefSeq and is a predicted model, not a curated record.
AUGGGUUGGGUAAAUACCCAUACCCGCGAAUUAUUUGAUGGAUAUUACUCAUUAGAUAUUACCUACGAACUAUUAUUGGGUGGGUAUUACCCAACGGGUAUAAAUGCCAACUCUAAUUAUGUAGCAAGAGAUUUGGCUGCUUUGGGGCUGAUCUUAUCCCCUCAACCACCUACUGACCCUUUAAAGGUGGUCUGGAAGACUAUAUGGAGUGCGAAAGUACCGGGUAAGGUGGCCUUGAAUGCAUGGCGAAUUGCAGCAAAUAUUCUUCCUACAAGACGAAAUUUAAGCUUGAAAGGCUAUGAUGGUGAUACGGGAUGUGUUUUGUGUAGCCAUGAUCCGGAGGAUAGUUUACACUUGUUUAUUAAUUGUCCUUAUGCAAGUGAUAUUUGGUCAAAGGCCGGCUUACAAUGGUCAGUGAAUGGUGCUGCAUCUAUGCAUGAAUGCUUAUUGGCUACACUUCCUAGAUUAAAUAAGGAAGAAGUGAACAAGACACUUAUGCUACGUUGGGGAAUUUGGAAAAAUCGUAAUAGCCAAGUAUGGGAACAAAAGAGUAAGCAUGCUUCAGAAACUUUCCUGAUUACUCUUGGCUGGUAUGAAGAUGUCAAGAGGAGCAAUGCUAGUCCAGUAGUACGUUGCAGACAAGGAGUUAAGUUGGUUAAACCUAGGGCAGGACAGUUUAAGAUGAAUUGUGAUGGAGCGUAUAUACCUUCAACUAGACGUGGAGGAGUUGGGUGUGUAUCGCGGAACAGUGAGGGUGAGUUUUUGGCUGGUGCAUCGCGCCCUCAUGCACUACUUACCUCCCCUUUUCACGCCGAGCUGCUUGCACUAAAGGAAGGCUUAAGGCUAGCGAUGACUUUACAAUACACAGAGAUAACGUUUGAGAGUGACUGUGCUCUUUUGGUUCAAGCCUUCCAGCAGGAAGACCAAGACUUAUCAACUAUGUGCCUAUUGAUUUAUAAGCAUGCUUCAGGGGAAUCCUAG